Messenger RNA from Capsicum annuum, 1379 nucleotides. Its product is annotated as auxin-responsive protein SAUR50. Gene Ontology annotation, biological process: response to auxin. The transcript has a single exon. Bases 102 to 551 code for a protein of 149 amino acids. The record is from RefSeq and is a predicted model, not a curated record. NCBI's taxonomy places the organism in Eukaryota, Viridiplantae, Streptophyta, Magnoliopsida, Solanales, Solanaceae.
AAAUCAUUUACUGCAUCAAAACGACAAUCAUUUACCCAUAAAACGACAUCAACAUAUCGAAAAAAAAUCCUUCUCACUUUCCUUCACAUUUUCUCGAGAAAAUGUCAGCUUGUAGUAAAAUUCGUUACAUUGUUCGACUUCGUCAAAUGCUAAGAAGAUGGAGGAAGAAGGCCGCGAUGACUGCUCGCAGUCGUGUACCAUCCGAUGUACCUUCUGGUCACGUAGCAGUUAUUGUAGGCGCAAAUUGUAAAAGAUUCGUUGUGCGAGCGAAUUAUUUGAAUCAUCCAUUAUUCAAAAAGUUGCUAGCACGUGCCGAGGAAGAAUACGGUUUCUUAAAUUCAGGCCCAUUAUCGAUCCCUUGCGACGAGACAUUAUUCGAAGAUAUAAUAUGUUACCUAGCUCGCUACGAAUCCGAUAAAAAUAACGUUGGAUGUUUCGUUAAUUUUGAGGAUUUUCAGAGAUAUUGCCACGUUGGUAUUCGGAGUAACCUCGAUUUUUGGGCUGAUUCGAGACCACUUUUGAAUGGAAUUUCUGACAAGUCCAUUUGGUAGAUCAUAACUCCUUCUGUCUUAAUUUACGUGAGACAGUUGAAAUUUCAGAAAAUUGAUUGACGAGAAGAAUAAAAAUAAAGAUGCUGCUGAUUUUGACUCGGGAUUCGACUCGGCCGAGUUGGUUCGCCUGAACAGUUAACUCACUUGACUCGGUUUGUAGAUGGGUUUUCUUUUUUUUUCCUUUUACUAAUUGAGGGAAUUAUUCUUUGCUUACCGGACCUAAAAUUUACCGGUAAGUUUAAAGGUUUUUCUUUAUAGGAUUCAACUUUUUUACUAAUCGUGUAAAUAAUUUUUACCCUGCCAGUAUAUAUUCACUUGUUAUAACGAUUUAAUUGUUUUGUUUCUUGGGUUACUAGUUUCACAAUACAUUAAUGCACAUAAUUGUGUAUGUUUUGUGAAGCUAGUAAUCCGAUAAAUAAGAUGAUUAAGAUGCUAUAACAAGUAAAUUUAUACUGUGUAAAAAAUAUUUAUGCUAUUAAUUAAAAAAAAAAAGUUAAAUUUUUUUUUUUUUUUUAUUGAAUAUUUAUUACGAGUCAAGUGUACAUACUCCGAAGGUGUGAUUGGAGAUGGCAAAACGGUGGGCGAGUCGUAUUUUACCACUGAGUCGUCCCGAGUUCUGCUCGGAGUGAAAUUCAAGAAACACAGACAAGUGAUGAGAAGGAGAUUAAUUAAGUGAUUACUCCUAUUAAUAAUUCGAUUAUUGUAAAUUUUUAUUUUUGUGUAACUUCAUUAUUGUUGAUUGAGGAAUGGAAAUAUGUACAGAAAUUUGAUGAUCAAAUGUGGCUGUCCAUUAUUUUUUAUGGUAUACACAGUUACACACUGUGAAUA